AGUUCACAGCCAGAAUCUGGUGCAUACCCGGAUAAGACGUCGAAGUUGUCGUGUUGUUACACCUGAACAUUCAGUGAACACCUAACCAACCUAGACACCUAACAACAAUGGAUGAUCUGACCAAGGACCAAAUUGCCCUUCUCAAGAAGGCGUUCGAUGCCUUCGACCACGAUAAGAAAGGCAGCAUCGGCACAGACAUGGUGGGCACGAUAUUGACCAUGUUGGGUUACGAGCUUAGCGAGAAGACUCUGAAGGAAAUCAUUCAGGAAGUUGACGAAGAUGGCUCCGGUCUACUGGAGUUCGAGGAGUUCUGCACGCUGGCUGCCAGAUUCUUGGUGGAGGAGGACGCGGAGGCGAUGCAACAGGAGUUGCGCGAAGCAUUCCGAUUGUACGACAAAGAAGGAAACGGGUACAUCACCACCGCCGUUUUCCGUGACAUUCUUCACGAGUUGGACGAUAAACUGACGCCCGCCGAGCUCGACAUGAUGAUCGAGGAAAUCGACGCGGACGGCUCCGGCACCCUCGACUUCGACGAGUUCAUGGAAGUCAUGACUGGCGGCGACGAUUAGACUGCAAAUGAGAGAUCAAGAUGGACAACGGCAACUAUUAAGCUCGACAAAGUUUUCACGCGAGUGUUUUUCGCAUCUUUCCUCGAGAUGAAGGAUAAAUAAUAUUUGACUUUGGUUGAUGUUCAACAAUCGCGUACCCCUUACUGGGCACACAACGAGCGUUUCCGUUUUAAUAAACGUCUCGUUGGAAAACUUAUGCUACAGAAGACAAAAAUUAAGUUCAAUAAAGACUCUCAACACGAAA
Messenger RNA from Dufourea novaeangliae, 813 nucleotides. RefSeq names its product troponin C, isoform 1-like (gene TpnCIIIa). NCBI's taxonomy places the organism in Eukaryota, Metazoa, Arthropoda, Insecta, Hymenoptera, Halictidae. The transcript has 5 exons. Bases 108 to 569 code for a protein of 153 amino acids. Gene Ontology annotation, molecular function: calcium ion binding; enzyme regulator activity. The record is from RefSeq and is a predicted model, not a curated record.